This is a messenger RNA of Cavenderia fasciculata, 951 nucleotides long. RefSeq lists its product as uncharacterized. Gene Ontology annotation, biological process: regulation of cyclin-dependent protein serine/threonine kinase activity. Gene Ontology annotation, molecular function: cyclin-dependent protein serine/threonine kinase regulator activity; protein kinase binding. Bases 1 to 951 code for a protein of 316 amino acids. The transcript has 2 exons. NCBI's taxonomy places the organism in Eukaryota, Evosea, Eumycetozoa, Acytosteliales, Cavenderiaceae. The record is from RefSeq and is a predicted model, not a curated record. Gene Ontology annotation, cellular component: nucleus; cyclin-dependent protein kinase holoenzyme complex.
AUGUCCAACGAACAUCAACAAGCUCAACAACCAUCCGUCGCUGUUGUACAACAACAACAACAACAACAAGCUCAACAAGUUCAACAACAACAAGCUCAACAACAAGCCCAACAACAAGUUCAACAAUCUGCAAGAUCACAUGGAUACCAAAGAAUGUUCAAGAGAUUGCUCCAAACCCGUUCACUCCAACAAAAGCCACUCAUUCCAGAAAGAAUCGUCGCCUCUUACAAGGUCUAUGGUUGGUUAAUCCAACAUGACCCAGCAUACGAAUCGACAGCCUUCCGUCGUGAAGUACUUGUUGCCAUUGACGAGAUCUUUGAUAUUGUUUUGGCCAUUUUGGAGAUGAUGAAGUGCUCAUCAAAUCUAUUGGUUCCAAUCAUUAUCUAUGCCGACAAGUUUGUAAAUAGAAGUGGUAUUAAACAUAAUCAACUUUUUAAUUUAUUGUUAACAAGCACUGUUGUUACACUUAAAUUCUGGUCUGAAUCAACUCAAGUAAAUAAUGCCAUUAUUGCAGAGAUUUUCAACUUUUCAUUAAAGGAUAUGAAUUUAAUGGAGAGAAGAUUCCUCAUUGGCGUUGAUUACAACCUCUGUUUGACCAGCGAGACUGUUACCAUGUACCUUUUACAACUCUAUGAAAACCAACAAAUCUUUUUGUCCUCUUUCAAACACCCAUUCGACAACCCACCACAACUUGUUCGCAAGCCAUUCGAAUUGAUCCAAUUCCAACACCACCAACAACUCUUGCUCCAAGAGAGACUUUACCAACAACAAUCCCAAUCUCAACAAUCAUCACCACAGGCCUCACCAUCAUCCUCCCAGGAAUCCUCACCUCAACAAUCUGUUUUCUACACCACCACCAAUCAACCAUCACCAGCCGUAUAUACUGCUGUUCAACAAUAUGCCUCUCAACAAAUCUACAUGCCAAACCAAAUGGUUUCACCAAUGUGUUGA